Molecule: messenger RNA, 1738 nt
Organism: Boleophthalmus pectinirostris (great blue-spotted mudskipper)
Lineage: Eukaryota; Metazoa; Chordata; Actinopteri; Gobiiformes; Gobiidae
Exons: 11
Coding region: 182-1693 (503 amino acids)
Biological process (GO): protein folding; response to endoplasmic reticulum stress
Cellular component (GO): endoplasmic reticulum
Source: RefSeq, a predicted model, not a curated record
GUUCACUGGGUAUUAGUGAUAUAAAUGAUUUGACAGCAGCCAAUAGCAGGGAUACAGCAGAGCAGAUAGAGAAGUUAAUCAGCUACAAACCUGGGCAUAGCUUAGAUAACAAGUACUUACACUUCCUAUCCAUACUGCUUUCAGAUUUCUCUUCUGUCCGUUGUGAGCACCCGAGGGAGACAUGAGGUCCGGGUGCUUGGCAGUUCUGGGGGUCAUGACCUUUUGUGUGUGUGCAGCUACUGUGGUGGAGGAGGGUAUUUUACAUCUCAACAAGGGAAAUUUUAAAAAGGCUCUGAGGGAGAACAAGGAGCUGCUGGUGCACUUCUACAUCCCUAUGACUGCAGAUGGCCAAAAAGUGUCAGAGAUUUUUCAGGAAGCAGCCACAGAGCUCCAGGGGUCAGAGGUCAGGUUUGCCAUGGUGGAUACGGUACAGGAGAAGGAGCUGGCUAAAGACUUAAACGCCACUGCACCCCCCUUUAUAAGACUGUACCUGUCCGGAGACGAGCACAAUCCUGUACCAUGUCCUGUUCCUAAGACCUCAUCCUCCAUUCUGACCUGGUUAAAGAGAAGGGCGGGCUCUCCUACUGACAUCAUCACAGACAACAUCCAAUCAGACGAUCUGCUGGUGGCUGGAUUCUUUAAAGAGCUGAAUGCUACAUACAUCCAGGUGUUUUAUGAGGCAGCAGUGGACCUUCCUGACCUGACCUUCACCCUGACCCAGAAUGAUGACGUCAUCAGUAAAUAUGGCCUUGUGGAUGACAACAUCGUCUUGGUUCUCAAAAAGUCCAGGCUGAUGCAGGCUUACAGAAUGAGACCGGAGACGACUAAAGAGGAGCUCAUUCUGUUUAUUACCGUCUUCCAGAUGGAGCCAGUCACAGAGUACACAGGCGAGACUGCUUCACAGAUCCUGAGCUCUCCCAUUCUGUACCAUGCACUUUUAUUCAUUAGUAAAUCAUCUCCAGAUUAUGAAAAGAUAUAUGAUGCCUUCAACCGCUCUGCUGCAGCCUUCAGGUUAAAAAUUUUGUUUGUCCUGGUGAACGUGGACGAGUCCCGGAAUGGCCGCGUCAUGGAGUACUUCAGAGUGCGAGACUUUGAGGCUCCUCUGGUCAGAAUAGUAAACCUGACUGAUCAUGUGACCUACCACCUACCUUCACUCACUCUGGAUGUGGAAACUAUCAGUGGAUUCUGCCAGGAUUUUCUAAAUGGCAGUGCUAAGCCAAAGCUGCAGAGUGAGCCUGUUCCAGAGGGGUGGGAGCAGGAGCCGGUGAAACAGCUGGUGGGGUCCACUCUAGAGAAAGUGGCCUUUCACCCAAACAAUACCGUCUUUGUCCUCUUCUACCUGCCGUACAGCCCACAGUCCCGUGCUGUGUUCCCUCUGUGGGAGGAGUUAGCGGAGGCAUUUAAGGACCAGGAGAAUGUCGUAAUCGCUCGUAUCGACGCCUCUGCCAAUGACAUCAACAUGUCUAUGCAUCGCCAGUACCCCUCACUCUGCCUCUUCCCUGCUUUAUACGCUGAAAGGGUGGUAGUUUAUAAUGGUAAGCACAAGUUGAAUAACCUGGUGAAGUUUGUACAUAAAGAAAUGGAAAAAGCCAAAAAAGAAAGAGUUAAGGAAGACGAAGACAGAAGGAAAUACAUGGAUGCACUGAGAGCAGAAGAAGCCAAAAAAGACAACCGAAGUAAAGAGGAGCUUUGACAACAGCAAACUGUAUACAAAAUGUCUUAACUCCCCCACUUGGAG